Molecule: messenger RNA, 1769 nt
Organism: Aspergillus steynii IBT 23096
Lineage: Eukaryota; Fungi; Ascomycota; Eurotiomycetes; Eurotiales; Aspergillaceae
Product: putative NAD+ kinase
Exons: 4
Coding region: 108-1613 (501 amino acids)
Biological process (GO): NADP+ biosynthetic process; NAD+ metabolic process
Molecular function (GO): NAD+ kinase activity
Source: RefSeq, a predicted model, not a curated record
GCAUCGCCAUGAGAGCCUGAGCGACAGGACCAGCAGAACGACACCGAGAACCAUCGUUGCUUUCGAGCCAUGAAUAAUGAACAGCCCCGGGGUCCCACUGUAGGUCGAUGAAUCGCACCAAGAUGCCGCCGGAGCUGACUCGCACUCGAAAGGAAGAUGGAGGGGCAGAUACGGACGCCUACAAUAAGCUAGAGGUCGUCAUCUCGCCGGAUUGUAGUCACCGUCGCAAGUCGUCGUUAGUCAUGGCCAAUGAGUCCGGCAAGAUCCCGCAUCUGGAUCGCCCCGACGAGAAAACCGCCUGCUUCGUGCAUUCGCUGAUCGCAGGAGAAUGGGUAGAUCCGUCGGUCCACGCUCGAGAUGCACAGGAUCGCGCGGACCUUGGCCAUGAGGAAUUCAUUAUCGGCGAUGGCGUGGAGGACAACGACGUGAUCGUCACAGAUACGGGAGACGAGCGCACAAGGACCGCCCAAACGGUGGUGCACUCGCGCCACCUGACGAAGAAGCAGCUAUCGGAUAUGGCCUGGAAUGUGCGCAAACUGUCCAAGAAGCUGGACAGCAUCAAGCUCAAGCUCUCCGUCAAGAACGUCUUCCUGGUGACCAAGGCGGGAGACGAGACCGUCAUCGGCCACACGCGGGAAAUUGUGCGGUGGUUUCUCUCGAGUGAUCGCGACACUAAGUACCAUGUCUACGUGGAGAAGCGAUUAGAGUCCGAGCCGGAGUUUGCGGCGUCGAAGUUGCUCCAGGAGGAACCCUCUGCCGAGGGCCGACUGAGGUACUGGGAUACUGACUUUGCGCAUGAACAUGCCCAUUUGUUUGAUUUUGUCAUUACCCUGGGAGGAGACGGCACGGUUCUAUAUACGAGCUGGCUAUUCCAGCAUGUUGUACCGCCAGUGCUCUCUUUCUCGCUGGGGUCCUUGGGAUUCCUGACCAAGUUCGACUUCAAUCACCAUCAGAAGACACUCGAAACGGCCCUCAAGGACGGCGUGGCCGUUAGCUUAAGACUCAGGUUUGAAUGCACGAUCAUGAGAAGCAACCCGCUUCCGCAGGGGUCAGGGAAUGUCAAGCGAGAUAUGGUGGAAGAGUUGAUCGGUGAAGAAACCGACGGCACGUUAACGCAUAAGCCGGAUAAGGUUGUUCAGAUCCUGAAUGACGUUGUUCUCGACCGGGGACCGAAUGCCACAAUGUCAUCCAUCGAGUUGUUUGGUGACGAUGAACACUUCACCACGCUUCUGGCAGACGGGGUUUGUGUAGCGACUCCGACAGGAUCUACGGCAUAUAACCUGGCUGCCGGGGGCUCUCUUUGCCAUCCUGACAACCCGGUAAUCCUCGUCACUGCUAUCUGCGCCCACACGCUGUCUUUCCGGCCGAUCAUCCUGCCGGAUACCAUUGUUCUACGGAUGGGAGUGCCAUACGACGCACGGACAAGUUCGUGGGCCAGCUUUGACGGGCGAGAGAGAAUCGAGCUACGCCCGGGAGAUUACCUGACCGUGUCGGCAUCACGAUAUCCCUUUGCGAACGUUCUUCCUCAGAAUCGACGCGGCAACGACUGGGUGCAAAGUAUCUCCAAGACACUGAAUUGGAACUCUAGACAGAAACAGAAGAGUACAAAGUAGCAGGUAGACCGGUCUAUCAUCAGCAGUUUUGAGGUUUACUAUACUAAGUGUAAAUGUGUAAUUGAUUUAUGUUUUCAUAGUGCGCAUAGCAGGUCUAUUGGGGAAUUGAUAUAGAAAGAAAAAAUCCAUGCAAGGGUAAAAAUGCAUGGGCCCGUU